ACCCGGGCGCCUAAAGGGCCACAGCGACGUCGUUUUCGGAGAAGCCGGCUUCCACGAAGCCUGCAUACGCUACGCCAAGCACGUCAUCUUUUGAGUGACGGCACUUAACGAGCCACAACCGGCCCAUUUUAGGUAUCAAAAUUAAGAAUAGUAAUAAAAAAAGAAAAAUAAUAAACCGCUUGUUUCGGUUUCUUCCUUGUCGCUUGCAGCAUCGAGAGAGAGACCGUGGGGCUUGCAAGCUCUUCAGGCAACGUGAGCUUUUAACGGGCACGGCCGCUCCGCGUGUGAAAAAACCUCCUCCCCUUCUAGCAAAUCCGACAUCUAGAAAUGCGUGCGUCUACUCGGCGUUUAUAAAGGGCCCGGCAUCAGGUGCUACUGCGACAAAACAGCGACAGCAACGCUCGGGGACAGCGAGCUUCCCCCGGUUUCCGCGUCGCGUCGCGACCGUCGCGCCUCGUUUUCUCGUUUUUAUACCGAAGUUUUUUUGUUCGUUUAGUUUAUUUCCGUGACUGCCUACCACCCCCUAUCUCUCUUUCCCCCGUUCCUUUAUCACCGCUGCGUCGUCGCGGACUGCUCACUUCUUUUAAACAUAAUACUCCAGCCGUACGCAUCGAGAAGAUUCUGAGUACGAGAGUGCAUUUCACCGCGUCGUCUGCUACCCAAGUGCGUCGUCUGCAAAACAGAGCAUCGUCUGCUAGUCAGAGACUGCCGGCCGCCAAGCCACCGUAGCCUUCUGCCCCGAGCCUCGACUCUACCUUCUGUUCGAACUCUUUCGCCAGCGCGCUAUUUAUUAUUGCUCUUAUUUAUUAACUUACAUACGCAAGAAUUCCACUCGCAGUGACGAGACCGAAGACGCAUUCUGCAAGCUCCUACGACGAGAAAAUGGCACAAACAAGAAUACAUCGCCACGACCACUCUUCCUCUUCAUCAUCAUCUUGCCAUGGAACCUUAUCGGAGUGCGUCUUCUGCUGCGUCUUUCUGACUGCCUUCUCAACAGCGGCUAUGUUGAACUCUCCGCCCGCCGGGAACGUGCUCAGCAGCCGUACCGGUCAGCAAUCAUCGCUGUCAGCAUGCCAGGACUGCGCUCUUCGGAAACUAAUCGAAGACCCCAACAGCGAAGAGUACCGUUACGCCAGGAUCGAGUUCAUCAAGCAACAGAUCCUCAAAAAGCUCCGGCUCAAAGAGCCACCCAACGUUCGAAUCCCGAGAUCCGUGCUGCCUUCGGUGCUCGCCGAUCGGGAGGUUCUGCUGUCCAAGGGUGUUGAUGAUGAUGAUGCAUUUGCGACGAACUCUCGGACCCGGGACGAUUUUUACGGAACUAUGCAGACUGCCGUGAUCUUUCCACAGAACGACACUCACCAGUGCAUGUCCAAGGGCCCGCACCCAGGGAACUGCUUCUCCUUCCGGCUAACGACCGAGAUCAGCAGCCGUAGUGUGACGCACGCCGAGCUGUGGGCCUUCAAGUCCUUCGACCCUACCCUGACCAACCACACCUUCGUGGUGUCCGAACUGUCCGUGGACCCCCACCAGAACCACCAGCACCUCCGCAAGCGAAUCAUCGCCUUCGAGACGGCACCCCACAAGUCUGGUUGGUUCCGCUUCAACCUCACCCAGCUGGUGACCCAGUGGGCCAUCCGCCGCAACCGACCCAGAGGACUCGAAAUCAGCUGCAAGACAUGUCCCUCAGGACAAGACGGCGGCUCCUCGCUCCUCGGCACGCAGGGGGACAAGCAGCCGUUCCUGGUGGUCCGGACGGAUCCGCGGGCAGCACCCAGUCGGACCAGACGCAGCGUCGACUGCAACGCUUCCGUCUCCCGCUGUUGCCGGGAGUCCUUCUACGUCUCGUUCCGGGAGAUUGGAUGGGAUGGCUGGAUCAUCCAGCCUGCGGGCUACUCGGCAAAUUUCUGCAAGGGCUCGUGCGUCCACGACAUCAGCGUCAACAAGUACCACCACACGACAGUGCUCCAGAGGUACCUGCAGAGCAGGCUUGUCAGCAACGAGACGCUGAACCUCAGCCUGUGCUGCACGCCGUCUCGGCUCUCGUCUAUCUCUCUGAUCUUUGUAGACCAGGACCAAGUGCUGAAGCAGAAGAGUCUGCCGAACAUGGUCGUCGAGGCGUGCGAGUGCGCGUGAGGACAUUCCCGUCUGGGUCUUCUCCCCAAUGCCCCAACGUCUGCUUGCUCGGGCAACCACUUCAGAGUACGCUUUCUUCCACGACGCCUUGCACCUUGGCGGGGGUAGCGUUUCUGCAAAAACUUGCGCGUCGUCGAGGCGACGGUUGGGAAAACUGUCUCGAUGGCCUGGCAGACGGCGAAUCAAGAGGUUGUUGAAGCGGACAGAGCGAAGUUGCGCGAAGUUCGACGCUGCCGUCGACUACCAGCAAGAUCUCGCGCAGCGCCAAGAUGGAAUCUCCGGCUUCCGAUGAACCUUCCGAGCCAGAGUGUGCCACGGCGUCUUUCUUCCGAGUGCUUGGUGUGUGAAAACAAUGAAUCUCUUAUUUAUGUAAGGUACAACUUAGAGCCUAUUUAUGUACAACGAGCGACUCUUUCUAUCCUCGCAAGUCAAAACUCCACGUCCUCUUAUUCCGGAGGAAAGGUUUGCUGCUCCGAGGGACCACAAGUCUUCCUUAUUUCUUCUUCGAAAUAAAAUUGAGACAAAACUUUUCAGUCCCCAGUCUGACAAA
Ixodes scapularis (black-legged tick) is the source of this 2683-nucleotide messenger RNA. Its product is annotated as growth/differentiation factor 8. The transcript is spliced from 2 exons. NCBI's taxonomy places the organism in Eukaryota, Metazoa, Arthropoda, Arachnida, Ixodida, Ixodidae. Gene Ontology annotation, biological process: SMAD protein signal transduction. The record is from RefSeq and is a predicted model, not a curated record. Gene Ontology annotation, cellular component: extracellular region. Bases 883 to 2133 code for a protein of 416 amino acids. Gene Ontology annotation, molecular function: cytokine activity; growth factor activity.